GGCGGGGAUGGGCGGCCACGAGAAGACCGCUAUGGUCUGUUCGACCCCAGCUUCGCUCCACAGGAUUGUGACUCGGACUCGGACGCAAGUCCGUCCAGACCCACAAGUGUGCAGGCCCAGACAGGCGUAGACUUGUUGGACAUGGAUGCGGAUAGUGCGAGGCAACUGAGCCAGGGGCCUGCACAAUCCGUCUCUGCACAGAAUGACUUCGAUUCUGGGGCCCGCGAGGACUGGACAAAUUUCUGCACACCGUCGACCGGGCAGACAUCUUUUUCCGAACAAGCUCCGGCCGCAGAACACAGAGUGGACGUGGCCAGUCUGAUGGAUCUCACCAGUUCCACGUCAACACCUUCUACAUCACUGUGGGAUCCAAGUUCUCAUGCACAAAGUGCUGCCGAACAAGAUCCUUUUGAAGGCAUGGAGUUCAAGUCAGCUGUAGCCGGCUUUGGACAAAGUGACAAGGACGCUACACCAGGCCAACGUCCAGCGAUGGGGUACGCAAAUGCAGACUCCAGCGUGCCCAUAUUCAAGGGUGAACCUGCAGGACAAGCACCUCUGUCCGGGACCUUUCUGGAUGGUUUGGGGGUUCCUGUCGACAUGCUGAGUUUGGGCGAGGACAUGAGCGGCAAGAAUGUGAAAGAGCAGAAGCCUUUAGAUCCCUUGGCAAGCCUUGAUGUGUUGCAAUGCGGCCAACAACCGCGCUGA
Messenger RNA from Symbiodinium sp. CCMP2456, 705 nucleotides. The record is from the annotation of a GenBank genome assembly. Lineage: Eukaryota; Dinophyceae; Suessiales; Symbiodiniaceae.